This is a messenger RNA of Larimichthys crocea (large yellow croaker), 4109 nucleotides long. It is a transcript of the gene trip6, whose product is annotated as thyroid hormone receptor interactor 6. Gene Ontology annotation, biological process: cell-cell adhesion. Gene Ontology annotation, cellular component: stress fiber; focal adhesion. The coding region runs from base 237 to 1952 and encodes 571 amino acids. The transcript is spliced from 11 exons. The record is from RefSeq and is a predicted model, not a curated record. Lineage: Eukaryota; Metazoa; Chordata; Actinopteri; Sciaenidae.
CUCCACACACACACACUCACAGCUACACCACAGAUACGUCACACAUCGGGAAUGCAGUGAGGAGCUGCCGCCGCUGCUGCUAAAGGCCUCAGGAUCCGUCACAAAGUAGGUUAACGACGCUAAACCUCAAAGAAAGUUUUCUCGGGACAACUUUCCGUGACCUUUUAACGUGUAAACGGACGGAUGAGACUGAAGGGAAGAGGAGCGAAACUGUAAAGGUACUGUAAAAGCCCGCUAUGUCCGGUCCCACCUGGCUUCCACCAAGGACUCUGGAUAGCCCAGAGCGAGCCGUCCCCCAGAUGUCCCACUCUGCUGGGUCUGCGAUCUACCGAGCCCCCAACAAGAAGGGGAUGUCCGACUUCCGGCCAAAGUACGGCCCCUAUGACCAGAACGGAGGAGGAGGAGGAGGAGGUGGAGGUGGAGGAGGAGGGAUGGCCAAUAGGUACAUGGCUACUGGACCGACAGGUGGUCCCAUUCAUCAUUCGUCUAGCGAUCACUAUUACUCCCCUCCCCACGUUCCCAAAGAAGAACGCAACUGGAGCCCUCACAUGGACAGUUACGAGUUGAUGCAUCGCGGUCCUGAAAAGCCGGCGAGCUAUCACUCCAAAAUCGACGCCGAUAUCGACUCCCUCACCAGUAUGCUCGCCGAUCUGGACAGCCACCCGCAGGACGCCAGCACACAACUGUACGACAACGUGCCUUACAACAAAUACCUCUCAGGGGAUCAUUACAAACCUGCACACCAGAGUGCUCCUCAGGGUCGGCCAUCCAUGGGCUACCCCCCUCAUCCCCAGAGCCAAUAUCACCCAGCGCCCCCCUACCCUGAGCACCAGUCACCUCAGUACUCCACCUCGCACCAGCAGGACUACUACUCCUCCACCCCGAAGCCCUACCCUCAGCCCGUCCCAGCCUCCUACACCACAGCCUCAACUCCCACCGGUCCCCGCUUCAGCGUCCAGGUCAAGACAGCGCAGCCGGUCACCUACUCUCAGACGGGGAGACAGGCCGAACAGGCGUACACUCCGCCGCCUCCUCGACAGCACGUGUCGCGCCCCCCUCCGCAGACUCAGACAAGUCAGCAGGGCUGGUACCCUCCACAUCAAGCUCAGGAGAUGCACUCUGAUGCGGGGUACAAGGGGAGCGGCUCAGGGUCUGGAGGACGAGUUAACCAGGUUCAGCUGUCCAAGAGAGGGAUGGAAAAUAACCAGGCAGGGUCAGGGGCUGCACAGAGUCCUGCUUAUCAGUCCACCAAGCAGGGGAUAGCAACAACCCGGCCCGAGGAAGAGCUGGAACGACUCACCAAGAAGCUGGUAUAUGAUAUGAACCACCCCCCUUCGGAGGACUAUUUUGGUCGCUGCGCCCGCUGCGGCGACAACGUGGUCGGCGACGGCAGCGGCUGCAUCGCCAUGGAGCAGGUGUUCCACGUGGAGUGUUUCACGUGCAUCACCUGCCACGCCCGUCUCCGAGGGCAACCCUUCUACGCCCUCGACAAGAAGAGUUACUGCGAGAGCUGUUACAUUAGUACAUUAGAGCGCUGUUCAAAGUGCUCCAAGCCCAUCCUGGACCGUAUCCUGCGGGCGAUGGGGAAGGCUUACCACCCUCGCUGUUUCACGUGCGUGGUUUGUAACUGCUGCUUGGACGGGGUGCCCUUCACCGUGGACGCGACCUCUCAGAUCCACUGCAUAGACGACUUUCACAGGAAGUAUGCACCUCGGUGUUCAGUUUGCGGUGAGCCCAUCAUGCCUGAACAGGGUCAAGAGGAGACGGUCAGGAUAGUAGCUCUGGACCGCAGCUUCCAUGUCAACUGUUACAUCUGUGAGGAAUGUGGACUCCUGCUGUCCUCUGAAGGAGAAGGUCGAGGCUGUUACCCACUGGACGGCCACAUCUUGUGCAAGAGCUGCAGCGCUCGCCGCAUCCAGGACCUCUCGGCCAAAAUCUCCACCGACUGCUAACCAAACGGUUGCGUACGUUCUUCGGGGAAUCCACAGACUGUCGACAUGUCGAACGUUACUGAUAGCACAGACAGGAGAAGCUCCAGCUUUUUGUUCAGAGUCGUGAGCUACUCUUUCAUUCUUUUCUUGGUUGCUCUGACAUUAACGUCGCUAUAGUUCCCUCUGUUGGUAUCCAGCUGUAAUUUCAUGUGCGGAGGAACUGAUUAAAAAAAAAGAGAUGGAGCGAACAGGUCACUAGAUUAGGGCUGCAACUAAUGAUUAUCUUCAUUAUCGGUCAAUCGAUGAGUUGUUUGUUCCAUAAAAUGAUGUAAAAUGUUGUGAAGGUGACACCCUCGGAUGUCCACAACCUAAAGAUGUUCAGUUUACUGUCACAGACUGAAGAAAGCAGAAAAUAUUCACAUUCUCAGCUGAAGCCAGAGAAUUCAUUCAUAAAUAAUUACUCAGAACGAUCGCUUAUCAAAACAUUUGCAAUAAUUGUUUGCAGCCCGACUCUCGAUUCAGAAGUCCUGCUGCAUUUUCUGUUUUUUGUUUUUUUUGGUACACAGCUGCUCCAUUUUCCACGUUCGGUUCAGUAUUCGACAGUGGCCUGACCUGCAGGCAGCUUGGGCUCCACUUAACCAUUUAUUCACACCGGUACUGCUCGACUAUUCGCUUGCACAUUUAUUAUUAUCACUGUCAAAGACAAUGAAGGUUUUUGGAAGGAUGUCAUAGAUUUAGAGCUGAAAACGAAAAGCGCAGUUCUUCUCUUUGCAGAGAAGAAGCAUCACGGAUGAUAAUUAGGAUUUACAGCCUGCGCAUCAGAGCGCAGAACUGCCUCAAAACAGGAAUAUUAAAAGCACAUAAUGAAACUGUGACUGUACAUAACGGGGCUGGUUUGGUUUGGGAAGCAUGUAGCCUUUAGUGCAGUGAACCUUUGCAGAGACGUAGCCUCAUAGCACGAGAAAUGUAGACGAAAGGAAUGUGUAGUUAUGACCUAGAUGUUUCCUUCUUUAGCUUUUUAUUGAACGCUAGUACAAUAUUUGCCAGAACGAAUCUCUCAUCCGACACUCAAACGUUACAAUAUCAUGUUUUUUUUUAGUGAUUAAAUCGAAGCUCCUAACAGGAUUUUUGCCAUUUUUUUUUUCUUUUUUAAAUCAUCCAGAUUAACAUUUUUGAAUGUCUACGAAACGCAAUCUUUUUGUUUUUUUGUUAUUCCGUCGUCGUCGUUGUUUAACAUUUGUCGUUUGGUUGAUACUUGACUGUUACAUUGAAGAUGAAGGUGCAAUGAAGUCAAACGCUUUCUUCCGUCUAAGGAAAAACAGGGUGUCGGCCCGUCGCGUCAAGCUUGAGCCUCGUGAAGAAUUUGUACAUGUGCCAUUUAGGAGGUGGAAAAGUUGUGACAUUAAAAUUAUACUCGAUUUAAAGGUGAAUUAAGUCACUUGGCAGAUGUUUUUUUGAUUAAAUAAAAGUGAAAUUUAAUGUGAUUUUCACCAAAAAAAAGACAGAUUAGGUUUAGAGUUUUGUUCAUCCUUGCACUCGUGGGCCAAGUUGUCAUUCUCUGAGACUUUGGAGCUACAGUAUUUGUUAUGAUUGUGUUUAACCUCUUGUCUUUCCGUCCUGAUUUUUUUUUUGUAAACGUUGUAACUUUAAAAGGGCUAGAACAUUUCAAAAGCCUUACCUCAAGGAUGUCAUUCAGUGUCAUAAUGAUCCUUUUUUUUUGUGUGUGUGUGACAGAGCUUGAUGGAUCAUGCUAAAACGGUUCAUCUCUUAAUUUAUCUCACGGUGUAUAUACUAUACUCGCAUUAAUCUGCUUUUUCUCAUCAAGGUUAUCAUUUCAUUCAUGCUUACGUGUCUCAUGCCAACUCCUCAUAUCACGUCAUUGUGUCUCAUUUCUCCUCUUUAACUGUGUGCUUGGUUUGAAAUGCUGUGAAUUGGGAAGCUUGUAGAUCGAAGCCGUGAAGCGGUACGGCGGCAAGACCUUUUUGUCCACCGAUUGAAUUCACACUGUGAAGGAGGAGGCCGCUUUUUGUUCUUAAAUGAACAAAAAAAAAAAAGAGUUGUUCAGGUUAGAAAAAUGGCAGGUAGUUACAUUAACGGGAGAGCAUGUGAACACACGAGUGGAUUUCUCCUAAUACAGGUUGUAGUAACAUGAUUGAUUAUUAAAAUGUCAACAAGUCA